AUGACUUUUCAGGAGGCGGUUGAAAGACUAAAAACUUUUGAAGAUAGAUUAAAAGAAAAAGCAGAAUAUUCAACAGAAAAUCAGAAUAAUCUCAUGUUCACACAAAGUGAACAAACCUCAUAUCAUAGGUCUUCUAGCAGCAGUAGGGGACGUGGUCGUGGUAGAGGUGGUUCAUCUAAUAGAGGUCGUGGACGAGGUUUAGGUCAAGCUCGAAACCAGGAAGCUAGCCAAAGUCGAGAUACAAAGGGAUUUGGCCAAAGCAAUAAUCGACCAAAACCAAAGAAAGACAAAUCUGAAAUUCAAUGCUUGAGAUUUUUUUUGAAUGAAGAAAAAGUGAUCCCCACCAAGUUCAAAUCCAAGGAUAAGGAGGAAAACCCAUGGUAUUUAGAUAACGGAGCUUCUAAUCAUAUGACAGGGAACAAAUCACUAUUUUUAGAAUUGAAUGAACGUGUAACUGGUAAAGUUCGUUUUGGUGAUGAUUCUCGUGUAGAUAUUGCUGGAAAGGGUUCCAUUGUAUUUAAAACGAAAAUUGGAGAACAUGUAGUAUUGAUGGAAGUUUACUAUAUCCCGAGUGUUUACUCUAACAUUAUCAGUUUGGGUCAACUUACAGAGACGAGUUGCAAAAUUGUUAUGGAAGAUGAUGUGUUGCUAGUUUAUGACAGAGCUAAAACUCUAAUGAUAAAGGUAUUAAGUGCUAGUAACCGGUUGUACAAGAUCAAUCUACAAGUAGGGUCACCGGUGUGUUACUAUCAAAACUUGAUGAUGAUUCGUGGCUUUGGCAUGCUCGUUUAG
Molecule: messenger RNA, 792 nt
Organism: Erigeron canadensis
Lineage: Eukaryota; Viridiplantae; Streptophyta; Magnoliopsida; Asterales; Asteraceae
Exons: 2
Coding region: 1-792 (263 amino acids)
Source: RefSeq, a predicted model, not a curated record